CAUGCCGCCGGGGUUUACCGGGAAUUAAUCACCUGACGUGCAGCGGACUCUGUCGAUUCAAGCAGAAGGAAUUAUAACACAAAACCAAAAAUAUGCAUCUUUUGGGGAUUUGGAUGCUGAUGGCAGCUCUGCAGCUGGUUGCUCUGGGCGGAGAGGCCGAACGUUUGUCGCCAGGCGAUCAGGGGUCGUUGCCGUGCACAAGGGGCUUCACUCAGGAGGACUACGUCAUCCAAGUGGAUCGGGAGCUGGCAAAGGGACAGGCCGUCUUUAACGUGAGCUUUACGGACUGCGGUCGAAGGAAGGUGUGGUUCCAGGUUAGCGAGUCAUCUGAUUUCGGGGUGAGUGAGCACGGUGCGGUCUACACCCUGCGCCGCCUCAGACCGAUGGGAAGUGGAAAAGCUGUGGAGGUGGUGUACGCCCAAGACCCGCAGUCCAAACAGGUCUGGAAGACCAGGGUGCACCUCCACGUUCGUCCAACCAGCAACAGCGCAGGACCUAAACAGGUGAAGCCCAGUGAUACAACACUGACUCAGCGGGUACCAGAGAUCUUGUUUCCAUGGCGCAGCGUGGUUGUCAGGGGCGAUGGCACUCUGAGGCGGGUGAAGAGGGACUGGGUCAUUCCGCCCAUCAACGUCCCCGAGAACUCACGAGGACAGUUCCCCGAGGACCUCGUCAGAAUCCGCUCUGACCGGGAUAAUAACCGGUUGCUACGGUACAGCGUGACGGGUCCCGGGGCCGACCAGCCCCCGACCAGCAUCUUCAUCAUCAGUCCAAUCUCGGGCCAGCUGUCCGUCACCAAGCCUCUGGACAGAGAGCAUAUUUCCAACUUCCAUCUACGAGCCCACGCGGUGGACCUGAAUGGAAAUCAGGUAGAGAACCCCAUCGACAUCGUGAUUAAUGUCAUCGACCAGAACGACAACAGACCAGAGUUCACGCACACCAUGUUCAAUGGCUCUGUACCCGAGGGAUCCAAGCCCGGAUCCUUUGUGAUGACAGUGACAUCUGUGGAUAAGGAUGAUCCAAAAACUGCCAAUGGGAUGCUGCGAUACAAGAUUCUCUCCCAGAAUCCCCAGAGCCCCUCCUCCAACAUGUUCACCAUUAACAACAAGACGGGUGACAUCAUCACUGUGGCAGCGGGCCUCGAUCGGGAGAAAGUCACCCAGUACUCUCUGAUCGUCCAGGCGACGGACAUGGAGGGGAACCCCACGUACGGCCUGUCCAACACCGCCACCACUGUCAUCAGGAUCACCGACGUCAACGACAACCCGCCGGAGUUCACCACCGACACAUUCUUCGGGGAGGUGCAUGAGAACAGGGUGAACGUCAUCGUGGCGAACCUGACCGUGACGGAUAAAGACCAGCCGCACACUUCAGCCUGGAGCGCCGUGUACCGCAUCAUCGCCGGGGACCCCACCGGCCGCUUCUCCAUCCCCACCGACCACACCACCAACGAAGGCCUGCUCACUGUUGUCAAGCCCAUAGACUUUGAGCUGACCCGCUCCUUCAUGCUGACGGUGGAGGCAGAGAACGAGGUCCCGCUGGCCCGUGGAAUCCACCUGCCGCGGCAGUCCACGGCGACCGUCUCCGUGCGGAUCCUGGACGUCAACGAGAGUCCAGAGUUCAGCCCCAAUCCCAAAUCCAUCAAGCUGGAGGAGGGUCUGCCCGCAGGGUCACUGCUCACCUCCUUCACUGCCCAGGACCCUGACCGCUACUUGAGACAAACUGUCCGGUACUCCAAGAUGUACGACCCCGCUAACUGGCUGGAGAUUGACCCGGUUAACGGUCGCAUUUCCACCAUUGCCAUCCUUGACCGAGAGUCUCCCUACGUCAAGAAUAACCUCUACAACGUCACAUUCAUGGCCUCUGAUAACGGUAUCCCUCCUGCCAGCGGUACAGGCACCCUUCAGAUGUACCUGCUGGAUAUAAAUGACAAUGCACCUCACGUGUUCCCCCCUGAGGUGGAAAUGUGUGAGAAGCCUGAUCCGAACGCCAUCAACAUCACAGCCAGUGACCUCGACCUGACCCCGAACGCGGGACCCUUCGUCUUCGAGCUGGCCAAUCGUCCAUCAGAUGUACGCCGCAACUGGACGCUGAAUCGCAUCAAUGGCGAGUAUACCCAGCUGAGAAUGAGGAUCGGCUCCCUGGCUAGUGGGAUCUACGAGGUUCCCAUCAUGAUCACAGACUCCGGUAACCUGCCCAUGUCCAACACGUCCUACCUGAGAGUCAAGAUCUGCCAGUGUGAUCACCAUGGCGACUGUGUGGACAUGGAGCGAAUCAUCGCCGCUGGACUGGGUACCGGAGCCAUCAUCGCCAUCCUCAUCUGCAUCAUCAUACUAUUACUGCUGGUGCUGCUGUUUGUGAUGUGGAUGAAGAGGAGGGACAAGGAGCGUCAGGCCAAGCAGCUCCUCAUCGACCCAGAGGACGACGUGCGAGACAACAUCCUGAAAUACGACGAGGAGGGGGGAGGAGAGGAGGACCAGGACUACGACCUGAGUCAGCUGCAGCAGCCCGACGCCCUGGAGCCAGAGUGCAUCAAGGUGGGGAUCAGACGUCUGGAUGAGAGGCCUCUCCACCAUGACCACCAGUACCCCAUCCGCUCUGCCGCCCCCCACCCAGGAGACAUUGGAGACUUCAUCCACGAGGCUGCCGACGGGGAACCAUCGCCAGCCAACACGCACAAAAGGUUAUCCGGAAAACGUCAUAAAAGAAAAGGAAGUGGCUGCACGCUUGGAUGUCGAAAGUUGGACAUUUGAACUGGGAAAAUUACCUCCCACUAUCUUCCACUACCUUCCACUAUGAAUAUAUAUAUAUACAUAUAUAUGUGUGUGUGUAGCAUGGGUGUCUAUUUGUAUCAAAGUGACUCCUGACAUAAUGUAUAGAAGUGCAGUAGCAUCAGGAACGUGGUUCAGAGAGUCUUUGAACGCCGCUGAGUUCCUUUAAACCUUCUGCAAAGCGUUCCACUCCGUCAGACGGAUUAACAUGGCGCUCAGCGUUUAUCACACAGACGUCUGAACUCUUCCUCUGACGGGGCUGAUAACCGCCACUGCCGCCUCGAGGCUACCCGCGGCGCGGCGCAGGUUCAUCAUCAUUGCAGACGCACGUCUGACGCUCCCGUAUUGUUUGCGUGCCGCAUCUUUAUUUCUGUCAGGCGGCCAUAAAGACAUCUGCCGAGCAGAGCUCUGAAUAAGGAGCGGGAGCCGUCAGACAUGGCGAGCCGACCUCGGCGGCAUAAUCCGACAGACGUGACAAGCUGAUGCUUCUCCCUCUCGGCGGUAAUUCCCUCUUCCCAUUGAGCUCCAGAGCGACGGGCGUGUCUUCAGUCAGACGACAAGACGUGGCCCACAAAACACUUCCGCUGCGUGUCACAGGGAAGACUUGUCUUGGCUUUACAUCCGGCGACGCAGAGCAAUCUGCUGAAUCUCCUCCUGGGGAUCGAGGCAGCAUCUGUCCAACCUGAAAUAAAUGCUCCUCUCGUCCACAAGCCCCCAUAAUCCCUCCUUGUCCAACUCAACCCCUGAACUCAGAGAAAUAAGCAUCACCUUUCUCCUUAACAAGAGGGAUCUGGCUCACACGCCUUCUGAUCUCUCCAGGGGAUGAAGUGGGGGGAGGGACGUAAAGGUCAGAGAGGCUGUUUGAAAGGUGACGUUGUGAAUCGUUGGGGAGGUGAACUCUGCUUUCAUGUGGUCUGAGGGGGUCAACAAGGGUCGUUGACCAGGGGUUACCAUGGCUCUCGCACUGCUCAACGCAUGAACACAGGUUUCUAUCUUUGCGGAUUUCCAUAAUUCUGCUCUAGAUAUCGUCGUUGCUCUACAGCUCCCAUGAAUCCUGCUCAGCAUCUCAGCCACUUGGGAGUGUUGGUUCUAGCACCGUCAUGUGGGGAAGCGGUGUCUAUUCCAAUGAGCCGGAAGGCCAGCUUCACCUAGACUUCACACAAAGUUUCGGGGUGAUGACGUCGUACUCCGAGGAAUAACGUGUGGUCUGAACGUGCAUGCUCGUUGUUCCCAAUUGAAAAGCAGGCUUUGUGCGUAGGUGUUAUCAGUCUCCUCCUUCCUCAGCCGCCGCUCAUAAGGGCCCCCAGAGGAUCCGUGGGGACCGCGUGGUCACCAACAUUUGACCGAGUGGCUCGACAAUGACGAUUGCCUGCUUUCCCAGAGACACGAAAAUGCCUCAGCGGGCUGGUGAAUCCAGCGCUGGCCCAAAUGGGAACGUGGUAACAUUAAAGAAGUUCUAGCUCCGGAGUGAGACGUCUCUCUUCCCGUCAUGUCUGUUGGGCGGCUGGUAAUGAUGCAAGCAUCCAGUUACCAUAGAAACAGGAAGUUUAGUUGGGAGGUGUGAGAGAACGUGUGAAAAACUAAAUUCUAAGAUUAGACAUGACAAUUAACAUUCAUCUUUUUUUUGUUAUUUGAAUAAAAAAAAUAUCAGUGUGAAGAUUCUCUCUCUGCUCACCACCCCUCUCUCUCUCUCUCUCUGCUCACCUCCCCUCUCUCCCUCUUUCUCUCUGCUCACCACCCCUCUCUCUCUCUCUCUGCUCACCACC
This is a messenger RNA of Pseudoliparis swirei, 4537 nucleotides long. RefSeq names its product cadherin-2-like. The coding region runs from base 93 to 2753 and encodes 886 amino acids. Gene Ontology annotation, molecular function: cadherin binding; calcium ion binding. The record is from RefSeq and is a predicted model, not a curated record. Gene Ontology annotation, biological process: brain development; cell-cell junction assembly; blood vessel morphogenesis. Gene Ontology annotation, cellular component: apical part of cell; adherens junction; plasma membrane. The transcript has 16 exons. Lineage: Eukaryota; Metazoa; Chordata; Actinopteri; Perciformes; Liparidae.